CUAUCACUGAUUUCAUAUUUUUGUAUCAGAAAAAGAGUCAGACUCGUGUCUAGUGCUGAUUUUACCCAUUUUCUCAGUGAAAGACCAAUUGAUUUCCCACAAAAAUGAACAGAGAACUUCAGGCCAAUCUCUCCAACAUUUUGGGAUUGGAAAUCCCUGAAGAAAUGAUCCAGCAUAUCCUGUCUCUGAGAUCUCCUAAUGAAGUGGAUGAGUACUUCAGUACCCUCCUGGAUUAUUCCUGCGAGGAUCACGUGAGAUUCGUUAGUAAUUUCAAAGAGCAGAGGUAUAAGGAGAAAUCGAGGGAUUCGAAGAAAAAGGGAGCUAUUGCUAAGACUCCUGCUCCUCCAGGUCCUGCAGAUAAUUCCAGGAAGGACAGUGGGAAGGCAGAAGGUGAGAAAUCGAAGAAGAAGAAUAAAUUCACUAAUUUAUACAGUGCCGGAGGGAAGGUCAGUGAGAUUAUGCUGAAAGGGAGGCAUUUGUGCAAUUGCCAAGCAUCGAAGCACAAACUAGUGAACAAUUGCUUGAACUGUGGAAGAAUUGUCUGUGAGCAGGAAGGUCCUGGACCUUGUCUCUUCUGUGGGACUUCAGUUAAGCGAACUGAAGACACAGAAUACGGAAAUGAGAAGCCAGAGCCGAGUACCAAGGGAAAUGGAACCAAACCGAAAGUAACUAAAGACAAGGAAGAUGCAAUAGCUCAGAGGAAUCGGCUCCUUGGCUAUGACAGGCAGAGUGAGAAGAGGACAACGGUUAUUGAUGAUGAAGCUGACUAUUUCAAGGCAAAUUCCGUGUGGUUGAGUGAUCAGGAGAGGGAGAAGAUGCAGAAACUCGAGGAGGAAUUGAGAGAUCGGAAGCAUGCAAAUCGCCUUCGUCACAAAUACAAAUUCGACUUUUCUGGCCGACAAAUUCUCGAUGAUGAGGACAUCCUUGACUAUGAUGCCUACGAAAAUAUCCAGAACAUUCCUCAGUCGCAUUCCCAAGGAAAGGCCCUCAAGGAAAUCGAUAUGAAUCAAUUGAAAUUCGAUGAAUCCUUCCCCGAAGUCAAUCCCAACGACUCAAAGCACACAAAAUUCACCACCAGCAAAAUUCAGGAUAAAAUGCUCAUUGAGCUAUCCGAUCAAGGAUGUUGCCUUUCAAUGCAUCAACCCUGGGCAUCUCUCCUUGUGCUCGGCAUAAAGAAGCACGAAGGAAGAUCCUGGUACACUUCACAUCGCGGACGCCUCUGGAUUGCAUCAACAGCCAAGCCUGCCAAUCCAGAAGAAGUCAAACAAAUUGAGGACUUCUACAGACGCUUCUAUGGCAACGAUAACCUCAAAUUCCCAACGCAGUACCCCUCCGGAAGCCUCCUGGGACAUGUUACUGUUGAAAAUUGCAUCUCGCAGGAGGAUUACUCACUUGAAUAUCCUGCAGGAGAGUCCGAGAGCCCUUUUGUCUUCAUCUGCACCAAUCCAGUUCAAUUGCCCGUGUUUUUCCCUAUAAGUGGAAAACACAAAAUUUAUAAACUCGAUAGCAAUGUUCAUGUGGCAGCUGUGAAGUCUCUCCAAAAAAACGGAAUGCUGUAAAAACUUCAUUUGUGAAUAAAUUUUUGUAAUUAUGUAAUUUAUUACUGAUGAAUUUUUAUAUGAAAUAAAAUGAAUUUAUAGAAAUAUUGAUUUAAA
Phlebotomus papatasi is the source of this 1655-nucleotide messenger RNA. RefSeq names its product activating signal cointegrator 1. The transcript has 3 exons. Gene Ontology annotation, cellular component: nucleus. The record is from RefSeq and is a predicted model, not a curated record. Bases 105 to 1559 code for a protein of 484 amino acids. Gene Ontology annotation, biological process: positive regulation of DNA-templated transcription. NCBI's taxonomy places the organism in Eukaryota, Metazoa, Arthropoda, Insecta, Diptera, Psychodidae. Gene Ontology annotation, molecular function: zinc ion binding; transcription coactivator activity.